GCCCAUAGUGGUUAAUGGGAAUCCGCUGACAGAGCACAACCAGUUGUCUGCGUCGCCAGAUGUAUGCGCGGAUCAGCAGGUGCAGUCUUUAACCGGAUGGAAGUCUUGGUUACCACCACACCGAUCUGAGGGACAGCUCUCACGCUACGGACUCUUAUUUCCAGGAUGCGCUGACAUUUAUGACAUGCUCGCGGCGCUUGGCAGUUACAGAUAAACUCCACCUGGCGUCUCCACUCCUUCGGCAGCUAUGGCUUUCUGUGUAUCUGGAGGGACCGUGUUCACCAUCCUCCUCAUUAGCAGGUUGUUAGAGAGCUCGUUGCUCAACGCAGAAGUGAAGGAAGGAGAGAUUCUGCCUCCUACCAUUCAGAGGCUGAUGAAAGGAUACAACAAGUACCUCAGGCCUUUCUUUGACAAUGGUCCUGUAACGGUGGGUAUGAGCCUGGACAUUGCCAGCAUUGACACCAUCUCAGAGAUCAACAUGGACUACACCGCCACCAUAUUCCUCCGUCAGCGCUGGACGGACGAGCGCUUGGUGUUUGAGGGCAACAAGAGCCUGAGCCUUGACGGGCGGCUAGUGGAGCUGCUCUGGGUCCCCGACACCUUUAUCGUCGACUCCAAGAAGUCCUUCCUCCAUGACAUCACUGUGGAGAACAGGCUGAUCCGCAUCUUCCCCAAUGGGACCGUCCUUUACGCACUGAGGAUUACCACCACCGUGGCUUGCAACAUGGAUCUGACCAAGUACCCCAUGGACAAGCAGACCUGCACGCUACAACUGGAGAGCUGGGGUUACAACACCAAUGAUGUCAUGUUCUACUGGACCAGAGGAAAUGAGUCUGUCAGUGGUUUAGACACUCUGCAGCUAGCUCAGUACACAGUAGAGGACCACUACACAUCUGUCUCAGAGGCCGUUUAUGAAACUGGCAAUUACCCCAAGCUGGUCUUCCACUUUGAACUGAAGAGGAGCAUUCUGUACUUCAUCCUAGAGACCUAUGUCCCCUCAAGCCUGCUUGUUGUCCUCUCGUGGGUUUCCUUCUGGAUUUCCCUGUCCUCUGUUCCAGCACGUAUUUGUAUAGGAGUGACCACAGUACUAACUAUGACCACUCUGAUGAUGGGGGCCCGGACGUCACUGCCCAAUGCCAACUGCUUCAUUAAGGCCAUUGAUGUUUACUUGGGAAUCUGCUUCAGCUUCAUCUUUGGAGCGCUCAUUGAGUACGCUGUGGCCCACUUCUGCACCCUCACUCACCCCGACGCACACAUGUUCAUGUACGGCCACCACAUGCACGACUUCGACGACGAAAUGAACGGCAUCCUCACCACCAUCUCCAGACACUCCAACAGGGCAAAGAGACGCAAGGAGCCUGCUUCUUCCCCAUCUCCCGCCUCCCUAGAACUCGCUGUCAGCCCUUCCAGCCCCUCAGGCAGUGAGCCUAAGCCCGAGGCGUCGCCCCCAGAGUCCACCAACUGGUGCCUCACUGUUCUGGUCACCCUCCGUAAAGUACUCCGCUCCAUAAAUUGCUGUCACGUGGAGAACCCCCACCACAUAGACAACUACUCCAGAGUCACCUUCCCCCUCUCUUUUGUCAUGGUUAACCUGCUCUACUGGACAUAUUAUCUGUACUUUUAGCAUUCGCUCAAGUGCAGCAUGUGUCCCAGAGAGUGUGAGUCAGAGAGUGUAUGUAGACACGAUGUGUAUUUUACCGUAUGUAUGUACAUUAAAUGUUAUUUAGGUGUGUUUUGAGACGAGUGUGUAAAAUUUCUACAUUUGGAUUCAUGAGUGAAGUAGCAUACUCAUAGAGGGUUGUUUUUGGGAAAAAGCGAUGCCUAUGAUUACAGCGCCAUUCUUAAAUAUUAAUGUGUACUUGAAUCGAAUCAUUGCUUUAAAUUUUAAUCAGCUGGUUUUAUUAAAAAAUAGGCCCACCUGACAUUGACUGGGUGAGAUUUGAUCAAUUUGAUCAAAGAACAUUGCUUACAAAGACAAAAUAGCCAGUCUGCAUAUUUUUUUUGCUGCAGUAUAUAAAUUUUAAGUGUAUCAGCGUGCAGGUAGUUACUGUCUGACACUGAGAGGAUGGAGCUGUAAUUUAAGGCUUUAUGACAGAAUUUGCUAGCAUUGCUGAGAGAGAGCAAAUGCCCGCUCCACUUUGAUUCUCUGUUGUGAUGGAUUGAUCAAUGAUACUUUCCAUUUCUGCCUGCAGAUACAACAUUUAGAGGGACAUAGGAAAAUAAUGGAUGGAAGAAGAGGGACAGGGGGAGACAGGGGAGCUUGAAAAAUAACUCAACAUGGAGAGUGUUAAAAACUAUAAACCAGUCUCCCAAGGACGAUAAUUUCCGCUCGCUGUUGAAAUCUCUCUUUCUUCUGUGUCCUUCUGUGAGUCAUUUUUAAUUCACUAAGCAGUGCUGUCUCUCUUUGCCUGCAUUUAUUUUUUCAUUGACACUAUAAAUGUAGUGGCCUUUGAUCCCUUCAGUUGUAUUCUGGAAAUCUGGCCACCAUGAACAGUAUUAUGGCACUUGUCAUCACACGUCUGUUCUGCAGUUUCACAAGGAAGGCGGCCUGUGAAACACUAUGAAACUACAGAACGUUGAAUAAUAAACUAUAUGGCAUAAAUAUGACAUUAUGAAAUGAAUAAUCACAUACAUAAAUAGAGUGGAAUAUAUAAAUAACAAUACAUUAUUAAAACUCAACUUGUUUUAUAACAUUUUAUUUCAUCAUUUUUAUUUUCAUACUUUUUUUUCAUUGUGGAUUUUUUUAUUUUAGAACGUAAUUUUUCAAACCUCUGUUUUUAUUUCAUAAGGGCAUUUUUUUUUUUUUUUUACCAGUGACACUUUAUUUCAUCUCACUUUUUAUUUCAUUAUUUCAUAAUGCUAUAAAGCCUCCCUUCGCAGGGCUCAACAACUGCUAACAUUACCAAAUAUUAACCAGCUAUUUCCUGUUAGCUUGAGCAACAACAAUGCAAAGACACAGUAGCUUAGCUCUUCUUUUAUUUGGUUUAAAAAGGCUAUAUUAUGCUGCCUUCCUAACCAGCUAGGAUAGGUUGUGAGCUUGGAUUAUUUACUUGGCAUCAAACUGUGGACACAGUGUUAGCAGUGUUAGCUAGUUGGCUAAAUCAGAUUUAGUGUUUAUGAUUCUAAAGCUGUUCAAUAGAGAAAGACACAGUCCUGUGAAGAUUAAAAAGACAGUCUUGCUCGUUGGUUCCUCUAGCCAAGAGGAGCUAGCUAGCUGGCAGCACAGUCAUUAAAAAAAUUACAUUAUGAAAUAAAAAAGCAACAUCAAUUGUUAUGAAACGUUAUGAAAUGAAAACAGGCUUUUGAAAAAAUAACAUUUUGAAAUAAAUUUUUUUAUAAUGAAAUAAAAUAAUGAUGAAAUAACAUUUCAAAGUAAUGGGAUAUGUUUUAAUAAUUAAUUACAUUAUUUCACCAUUUAUUUGUUCAUUUAUAAAUGUCACUUUUUUUGUUCAUAUGAUUAUUCAUUAUGUUUUAUUUAUUUAUUGCAUAUUGAACACUUUGGGUCUCCAUACAGGACAGCAACACCUAGACAGACCGGUACCAUGUAACAGUGAUAUACGCAGCACUCUUUAUGGGCUGCUGGCAGUGUUUCUCCCUGUGAAUUUGUAAUGCAUAAAGCAGUAGUCAGACCCAGAUGUGUUAGACAUUGUAGAGUGAUUUGGAUAUGAAUGAAAUGGCCAAAAUAUUUCAACAGGAUGUCAUCAUCUGUGCAUUAUCCAAAUGGAAAAAUGCCUUCAUAUACUACGCUUGAGGUAUCACUUCUCUCCUCAGUUCUUUAGGCUGUUGUCAUCUUCCGCUGUGUGAGUAUCGAGUGUUGUGAUACAGUAUGUUCGCUACCAGUGAUGUGAACCAAAGAACCAAAGAUACCAAUUUGAUUUUACCGUUCCUUUUGGUUGCCCUUUAGUUCCUCAACUAGGAGAUUUUAAGUGCAUUUUCAAAUGUUUAUAUCACGUUUGUUAUUCAUUGGAUAAUUCUGAAAUAGCAUGCAGUCAAUGAGCAGAUGAACAUGACACUUUACAAUUCAGAUAGAAAACAGGAUUCAGUUUAACAACAGAGAUGCAUGUUUAUUUAUUGCAGUAUUUAUUUAUAGUAUAAUAUUGCUGGGACAUAUUUUCACUCAUUCCAUUCCAUUUUUAAGAACUAUCAUUCACUGUCUAUUGAACUUAAUGGCAAUCUAUUUAUAUUUCAUUGCCUUUUAAACUCUUUAUGCUCAUAUUUUAGCUGCAUUGCUUCUCAUGUUUUAAUCUAUUUUUGAAUAUGUUAUCAACUACCAAGCUUUUGGAUUGCACUCCUUGCCUGAUGCUAAUAGAAAAGUAGGAUUUUUCUUUCGUUUCUGGUCUUCCUGCAUGGUUAUCAAGUGUAACUUCUGUUUCUUCUGCUUUGCUUGAUUUUGUUAUGGUUUAAUAUGAUGGAGGAGAAUCAUCAUGAAAUGCUCAGCUGAGGCCAUUGAACGGAUUAGAUCUGUAUUUUGAUUGCAAUGAUGCAACUUUGAUUUGGGGUGUCAUCUGGGUCCAAAAGUGCAGGAUGUUCAAACCCCUGUUCUCAUUUUCAGUUCAGUUAUGAACCCUAUUCUGUGAAAGGAUGAGUGAUCAGUGACAGUGUUCAUUUGUCUCCGAAUGAGCUGCGUCUGCUCUGCGGAAGUGAGCACUGAGCCACUGAAAAGGUUAAUGUGAUAAAAUACAGAGUGUCAGGUUUUAUACAAUAUAGCUCCACGGUCAUAGUUUUGAUAGCUAUCUUCUCAGUGAUUAGUACAAGAAGUGAAUGCCAAUAUGGAGCCAAAGAACCACAAGAGCAACCAUUCAAGCUUUCUGUCAGAAUGGAAGCAAAUAGAACGUUUUGUCACCCAGUGAUGAAGUUGAUCCAUACACAAGGCUAGAGAGUAUCAAUUGUCCAGUGGCUCCAUGGUCGCAACUACAUUAUCAGUGCUGGUUUGCUGCGAAUGGACAGCAUUUUAGAUGGUUAUGAAUACCCGAAGAAGUUGAGAAUACAUCGCAGAAACAAAGGUAUGAAACAGAACAUUAUGGGCAACAUUGCCGGGACCCAUUUGGAGCAACUUUUCAGCAACAUUGGGCAACAAAAAAAUGGAAAAUGGCUACCGUUGGACUUCCCUUUUUUUCCUGUUGUGGGAUGUGUGAAAUAAUGCCUCAAGGUGACGUUGGCUACCAACCUCACAGUUCCUAGGGCAUCUUCAUGUGAAAUGUAUUCAUAUACUGUAGUACCAUGAUAAUAUAGGCAUCAGUAUGCUUAACCUGUUGUAAAUAAAUAGUAACACUAUGCAUGUUUAUUUGGUGUAUGAAUAUGAAUGAUAGCAAUAAAAGAGGAUUAACGUGUG
Messenger RNA from Siniperca chuatsi (mandarin fish), 5332 nucleotides. RefSeq names its product gamma-aminobutyric acid receptor subunit pi (gene gabrzb). Gene Ontology annotation, cellular component: GABA-A receptor complex; membrane; synapse. Lineage: Eukaryota; Metazoa; Chordata; Actinopteri; Centrarchiformes; Sinipercidae. The record is from RefSeq and is a predicted model, not a curated record. Bases 248 to 1624 code for a protein of 458 amino acids. Gene Ontology annotation, molecular function: GABA-A receptor activity; neurotransmitter receptor activity; extracellular ligand-gated monoatomic ion channel activity. The transcript has 10 exons. Gene Ontology annotation, biological process: chemical synaptic transmission; signal transduction; monoatomic ion transmembrane transport.